AUGGCAGCAGAAAUAAUUAAUAAAGAAACAGAAAAAACAAAUAAUAAUUUAGUAGAUUCAACAAUGACUAAUUCAUCUAAUUCAAUUAAAAGUCAAACAAAACCUCCAUUUGAAUUAAAACAACCUUUAGCUGUUUGGCCUUUAAAAUUAUCUUUAAUAAUUUUUGGAAUUCAAUUUUUGGAAAGAUUUUCCUUUUAUUUUUUAAAAUCUACACUUUCAAAUCAUUUAAUUGAUAAUUUGAAAAUAAAUAUUUUAACAGCCAAUACUUCACAAAAAUUAAUUAUUCAAGUUACUCUUUUUGCUGCAAUUGUUGGGGGAAUUAUGUGUGAUAUUAAAUAUGGAAGAUAUGGUACUCUUGCCUGGUUUUUUCCAAUUUAUUUGGUUGGCCAAGCAUUAAUUACAUUUAGUCCACUUAUUCCAUUACCUGGAUUUUUCCAUCCUUAUUUUGAUUUUUUUGCUCUUUUUCUUCUUUCUUAUGGCUGUGGAUGUAUUAAAGCAGUUUUAGCUGCUUAUGGGGCUGAUCAAUUUAAGCCGCCUAAUGUUACCCAAAUUGGAUGUUUUUUUGCUUUGUUUUAUUCGUUGGAACAAUUUUCAAUAAUUUUUGGAAUUUAUUUACUUCCAAUAAUUAAAUUUUUCUCUCAAAUACCAACAGACAAACCUUCAUUAAAUAUUCUUUCUUUAGCAACAUUUUUACUUUUAAUUUCUAUUGGUUAUUUUAAUUAUUUAAAUUAUAUUAAUUCUUUUUUUAAAGUAAUUUUAUUUGGAACAUCUAAUUAUUUUUAUAAAUUUAUUCCUCAAAAUAAAAAUCAAAAUAUUUUUAUUAAAUCAUUUAAAAUAAUUAAACAAUCAUUAAUUAAUAAAUAUCGUCGAAAACCUUUAAUUACCUCAACAAAACAACCAACCCCUAAAUAUUUAUUAGAACAUUUUCUUAUUGACCAUAAUUGUCAGAGAGAUAGAGAAUGUGAUUUUGGAAGAAAAAAUAUUUGUGAACAAACAAAAUUUAUUGGAGAAUUACAAACAGUUAUUCAAAUAUCUUUUGUUUUAUUGCCACUUUCAAUUUUUUGGGCUCUUCGAACUAAAUUAAUAUCAAUUAAUAUAUCACAAAUUCAAAAUAUCGACACUAAAUUACCAUUUAUUGGCCAAUUACCUUUUUUGCCGCCUGACCAAAUUUGUUGCUUAUUACAGCCUAUUUUUGUUAUUUUAUUAUUGCCUUUAUUUUAUGUAAAUAUGUUUAUUUUCAAAUCUCCUUCAAUUAGUCAAUGUUUAUCAUUAAACACUUAUCUUCGCCGUAUAUUUAUUGGUAUAUUUUUAUGUUCUGUAGCUUGUUUUUGUUCAGCAAAUAUUCAAAAACUUUUAUUAUCAAAUAACAAUUCAUUAAUUAAAUCAACAGAAGAUUUUACUUUAAUUAAAUUAUUUAAUUUAUUUCCUUCAAAAUGUUCUUUUUCGAUUUCUAAAAUUAAUUCAAAAGAAAAUUUUGUUAUUAUUGAGGCAAAUAAUUCAAAUAUAUUUUCUUUAAAAUCAGAAGAUUUAACUGCUGGUUAUGUUGAUUUAUUAUUUCGUUUUAAUGGCUCUUCUUGCUCUAGUCAUCGAAAAAAUUUACUUCGAAUUUGGCUUAAUUCAGCAACAAAUAAUCAAUUUAAUAUUGCUUUAGUUGGCCCUCAAGGAAUAUUUUUUACAUCUUUAGAUAUAAAAAAUACAAAAACAAAUGGUCCUUCAAAUUAUUUGGGAUUUUUAAAUCUUUUACCUUGUAAUUCCCUUUCCUCUUCUUCAUUUUCACUUCCUUCUGAAUGUUCUAAUUCAACUAAUGAUAUAUUAACACAAGCACUUACUCCAUUAAAACAAUCUUUAUCUAUUUGUGAUGAUUCUAAUAAUUGCCCUAUUAAUUGGGAUUUAAAUGAAGUAUUUAAUUUAAAUUUAAAUUUAUUUUUAAAUAAAAAGAUUUCGUCUUCAACAUUUUUUGUUUUUCCACCGAAUGGCGAUAAUGUUGGGAAAGGUCGAGGAAGUGUUUAUUCAAUCAAAGCUAUUCCUACAGGAAAAUAUCAAUUUUCUGAUUUAAUUCCCCAAACAAUUAUUCCAACAACAACAAAUUCAACAAUAAAUCCUCCCUUAAAUAUUAGCAAUAAUCCAUUAAUAUCACUUCUUCCACAAAAUAUAAAUGUAGAUGGUACUGGAUCAAUAUGGUUAGCAGUAUUAUCUUUGGAUGGAAGUCCAUUAGCUGGACAAAAUGAUUCAACAACUUCUUCCUCAUUACCAAAUCCAAUAUUUACAUUUCUUUUACUUUCUGGCCCUCCUCAGUUGGGCAUUUUAUGGUUAUUUCCUCAAAAUCUUUUAAUAGCAGCCUCUGAAGUAUUAAUUUCAGUUACUGGUCUUGAAUUUUGUUAUAUGAAAUUUUUUCAACUUUUAUUUUGUUCAUUCUCUUUAUUUAAUGUAGCUUUAAUUUUUGCUUUAAUUGCCUAUUUUUAUUAUAAUUAUCGAGAUAAUUCAUCAAUUAAUGGAGGAUUUGUUGAAAAUAAUCAAAAACAAUUAUUAACAGAAGAAAUUGGUGGAAAAUUUACUGAAAAACUAAGUGGAACUUUGAGAGCAAGUAUGGCCCGCCUUCCAACAAAAAAAGUUAUUAGACUUUAA
This is a messenger RNA of Meloidogyne enterolobii, 2625 nucleotides long. The record is from the annotation of a GenBank genome assembly. NCBI's taxonomy places the organism in Eukaryota, Metazoa, Nematoda, Chromadorea, Rhabditida, Meloidogynidae.